Molecule: messenger RNA, 1120 nt
Organism: Calliphora vicina (urban bluebottle blowfly)
Lineage: Eukaryota; Metazoa; Arthropoda; Insecta; Diptera; Calliphoridae
Gene: Rab30
Product: RAS oncogene family member Rab30
Exons: 3
Coding region: 185-847 (220 amino acids)
Biological process (GO): Rab protein signal transduction; vesicle-mediated transport
Cellular component (GO): trans-Golgi network; Golgi cisterna
Molecular function (GO): GTPase activity; GTP binding
Source: RefSeq, a predicted model, not a curated record
UACCAAUAGACGAAAGUGUAUGGUGCUGUAUCUUAUAAUUUUAUAUAUUAUUGUAAUGUAACAAUAUUAUUAGAAAAAAAAGCUAAGAAGUCGAAUUGAAAACAAUUAUUUAAAAUAAUAUUGAAAAAGGGAGACUUAUUAGAUUGAUUGUGUUGAUAUCAUCAUUGCCUACGGUUAUAACGAUAUGGAGGACUAUAAAUUCCUAUUUAAAAUUGUGCUUGUUGGUAAUGCUGGGGUGGGUAAAACAUGUCUAGUUAGACGUUUUACGCAAGGUCUUUUUCCUCCUGGCCAAGGGGCUACGAUUGGGGUUGAUUUUAUGAUAAAGACAGUUGAAGUCGAUGGUGAUAAAAUAAAGUUACAAAUUUGGGACACUGCUGGACAAGAGCGAUUUCGAUCUAUUACGCAAAGUUAUUACAGAUCAGCGCACGCUUUGAUUCUAGUUUACGACAUCAGUUGCCAGCCUACAUUUGAUUGCCUUCCAGAUUGGUUACGAGAAAUUCAGGAGUAUGCCAACUCUAAAGUAUUAAAGAUUCUAGUGGGUAAUAAAACUGAUAGAGACGACCGGGAAAUUCCAACACAGAUUGGUGAAGAAUUUGCCAAACAACACGACAUGUAUUUUUUAGAGACAUCGGCAAAAGAAGCUGAAAAUGUUGAAAGAUUAUUUUAUGAAAUUGCUGCUGAAUUAAUUGAUCAGGCCCGAUGUAAAGACGGUUCAUCUAUCACUAAUAAAAAUUCUGGUGAUUCUAUAGGUUUGUCUUCUCUAGGUGCUAAGGCGUCUCAAAGCAGCUGUUGUAGCGGUUUUACCAAUAACUCUAACGUCAAUAAUGUACCAAAUAAUAUAACAUAAAAUAUUAACAAUUAAUUCAUUUUUACAUUGUUCACUAAUCACACUGUGAAAACGGGGAAUCGCAAUAACACAUAGUAACUACAUUAUGUUAAUUUUAUUUAAUUUUUAUUGUUAAAUACACUCCAGAUUAUUUUAUGCGGUAGAUGAGUUCGAAGAAAAUCGUAUAAAUAAAAUCUGCUUAAAAACUCAAUCAGCAUACACAAAAAUCAUCAGCAUUCCAAAUGCUAAAUAAAAAAACGGAUAACUGGAAAGCAAUAUGUCAAAUUUCAAAAA